GGCGGCGACAGAAUCGGCAGUGUUGUGAUUGAAUGACAGGCUCAACACUGCAAUUUAUGUAAACUUUGACCUGAUAUCCGAUUUUAAAUUAAUUAAAAUGAUUCACGAGCUCUUGUUGGCGUUAAGUGGAUACCCUGGGACUAUAUUCACAUGGAACAAACGGACAGGUUUACAGGUCUCCCAGGACCUGCCCUUUCUCCAUCCCAGUGAGACCAGUGUCCUGAACCGCCUCUGCAAACUGGGAUCCGAUUACAUUCGCUUCACAGAGUUCAUAGAGCAACACACAGGCCAUGUCCACCAGCAGGAGCACCACUCCAUUCAGACACACCAGGCCGGACUCAAUGGGGUUUACCUGCGGGCUUUCUGCACGGGACUGGACUCCAUGCUGCAGCCUUAUAGACAGGCUCUCCUGGACCUCGAACAAGAGUUUCUUGGUGACCCACAUCUCUCCAUAUCUCAUGUGAAUUAUAUGUUGGAUCAG
Messenger RNA from Oncorhynchus gorbuscha (pink salmon), 481 nucleotides. Its product is annotated as gamma-tubulin complex component 4-like. Gene Ontology annotation, biological process: microtubule nucleation; spindle assembly; meiotic cell cycle. Gene Ontology annotation, cellular component: equatorial microtubule organizing center; spindle pole; centrosome. Gene Ontology annotation, molecular function: gamma-tubulin binding; microtubule minus-end binding. The record is from RefSeq and is a predicted model, not a curated record. NCBI's taxonomy places the organism in Eukaryota, Metazoa, Chordata, Actinopteri, Salmoniformes, Salmonidae.